This is a messenger RNA of Magallana angulata, 3286 nucleotides long. Its product is annotated as solute carrier organic anion transporter family member 4C1-like. The transcript has 12 exons. Gene Ontology annotation, biological process: transmembrane transport; sodium-independent organic anion transport. The coding region runs from base 1230 to 3170 and encodes 646 amino acids. Gene Ontology annotation, cellular component: membrane. Lineage: Eukaryota; Metazoa; Mollusca; Bivalvia; Ostreida; Ostreidae. The record is from RefSeq and is a predicted model, not a curated record.
CUGUCUUUCGAUUAUCAUCUAUUGAAAAUUAAGAGGGCUGGAUGGCCGUGACCAACUUUUGACUUAAUUUACCUCCAUAUGAGGAAGAGCUCUGUAUAAAAAAUGAGAAAAAGCUCAAAUUUUAAAGUUUAAACAUUUAGAAUUUUUUCUUUACUGAAAGUUACUUAAAAAACAAUUAUAGUCAAAAUAAUGACGUCAUAUUUAAAUCAGAUGAUUUGUUGACCUUCCAGCCUCCUUGAAAAUAAUAUUAAUAGCUGUUAUCAUCUUUGAUUAUGAGAUAUGAAAAAUUAUAUUUAGUAAAUGAAUCUGUUAAUGACCAUCUUGAUGAUUAAUAUAAUUGAUAUUUGCCUUUUAUUCAUUGUACUAUUGUUUGUAUAAAAUGUAUUUUUGAUGGAAUAAUGAAGUAACGUCAUCAUGCAUUGCAAGUCUUGCAUAAAGUUUGAUAUGAUCCAUAAUUAUAAUUCUUCAUACUUUGUAUACUCUGUCCCAAGAUAUUUUGGAUUCAUGUUUGGCUUAAUUGUUUGAAAUUUAUAAAUACCUCAGGAUUCAAACGAUAUUCAUUCAAAAGUAUGAAAAAUUUCCAAGAUUUUUCAGUCAAAACGCCCCUGUUAGCUUAUCAGGUUUCAAUACAAUGCUAAAAAAUGUGAUGUCUACGGAGAUUUUGCAUUGCAGCAAGCCCGGAUGAUAACGUUGAAAUAUUGCGCGAUGUAUUCCAAGUGUAUUCCGAAUGGAGAAAAGAUGUAAACAUUCCCCAUUAUAAAUCUCCGUAAGGAAUCUGUUUUCGUUCCUGUGAAUUUUUCCGAGUGAAAGAUGAUAAUGUGUCAAUGAAAUUAUCUUGGAAAAUAUCCCUUUCAACUAUUUCAAUUGCACUUCUUUCACAGAUUUAUUAUACUGUUGGUAUACCAACGAAUUUUAAGAAAAGAGGAACACCCAGAGAACAUCUCCUCGAAAAUUAAAAUCAGUCAAACAAAACAAACCACAUACAAAGAAGAACAGUUAUACUCAUUAAAAACAAUUCAUCGACAAUAACAUAGAUUCCCAGGGCAUAGCCGUUGACCUUUGACCCUUACACAUUCGUUUGGCAGAAGAGACGCAUGAGUUAUUACAUGUGGUACAUUUACUUGAUGGCACUACGACAGGGCGACAUGAAGCUUGUGAUAUUUUGGCUGUACUGGACGUAACUUGAUGCACGACUUGAUUUGUGGAGAAUAAAUUUUGAUAUAAAAAGGAUGGGAACGGAAGGAGAGACUAAAGAUACAGUAACCCAACCAGAGGAGAAGGAGACGUUAUGUGGAAUCGGACCAUGGCGCCCACAAUGUCUUCAGUGUUGUGCUCAUCUUCUACCAUUUUCCUUUAUCUUCGGGUCUCAGACCCUUAUAACAAAUUCGUUGUCAUUUUACCUGUCUUCUCAAAUCACAACCAUUGAGAAACAGUUCGACAUAUCUAGUACGGACACUGGUAUAAUUCUUGCCGGAAACGACAUCGGUUUCCUGCUGUCCGUUCUCUUUGUCAGUUACUUGGGCCAUAGAGUCCACAUUCCACGGGUGCUGGCGGUGUGUGGCUUACUGUUCGGAUUAUCGGGGCUUCUCUGCAGUCUUCCUCAUUUUGUAUUCGAUGGGCGAUCAACAUUUGAGACGUCGAAGACUAUCAUCAACAGUAGCAAAGAAAACUACCUUUGCCAACAGGACAACGUCACAGUGGGUCCCAGCUGUGACGAAACAAAGCCUCAUCAAUACGUAUCACAUUCUAAAUGGGUUGUGUUGUAUAUUACAUUGUGCUACGUCAUCCAAGGUGUCGCUAAGUCCCCUAGGUCCUCUCUAGGAACAGUGUACCUUGACAGUUCAUCUGACAAAUCCAAAACAGGCUUGUACUUAGCAAUUUCAACUUCGUUCGGGAUUUUUGGACCAUUUAUGGCUCUUAUCCUUGGAGGACAAUUUGGAAAAAUUCCGGUCAAUUUAAAACCAACCACAAUGACCCCUAAGGACCCCCGCUGGAUUGGCGCCUGGUGGCUUGGCUUUCUCAUGUUUGGGACAAUGGCUCUGGUUGUGUCUCUGUUGGUUUUCUUUUUCCCGCGGACCAUACCCAAUUCAAAGAGUGAUGAUGAGUCCGAAACUACUGGGGAUACUCCUGGUGAAGCACAGUCCAGUUCUGCCAAUGAAACCACAGUUUUAGAACUGCUAAAGGAGUUUCCAGCUGUCUUCAAAAGAUUGUUGAAAUGCAAAGUAUACUGCAUAAUAGUUGCGGCGAAUUCUUUUACUUUAUUUGGGACCAUCGGGUUAAGCUCAUUUGGACCAAAGUACAUCGAAUCUAUCUUUAACCUUCCGCCAUGGAAAGCUAAUUCAAUUCUGGGUGUUCAGCUCUUGGUAACCGGAACUUUAGGAACAUUUCUUGGUGGUUUUCUGGUGUCCCGCCUUCGACUUGGAAGGAAGAAGUGCAUGAAGAUGAUUCUUAUUUUGUGUGGUGUAUCCACUGUAUGCCAGUUUGUGACCAUCUUCUUGGGAUGUGAAAACCACACAAUCACUGAAAGGUCCCAGAAUUCCACACAAAGCGCCUGUAACUGUGACCAGUCAGACUUUCUGACGGUUUGUUCCGCGGGCGGAUCCACCUUCUACUCACCUUGUCAUGCGGGCUGUACCAAUGUUACAGACAAUGUGUUUUCUGACUGCCGGGCCAGCGAGGGGAUCCUAUCCCCGGGUAUCUGUGAUUCUGGGUGCCAGUUUCUGAUUCCCUACCUCAUAGUCUCUACGAUCAACAUACUGGGAUCCACACUAAGAAUUGUUCCUAUGUUCACAGUUCUACUUAGGUCUUUGGAUGAACAAGACAGAUCAAUUGGAAUGGGCCUUCAUUCUUUUCUUUUGUCUCUAAUUGUGUUUCUACCAGCGCCUAUUGUUUAUGGAAAGUUGUUUGACAACACGUGUUUAACGUGGAAAACUGUGUGCGGAUCCAAAGGAGCGUGUCAACUGUACGACAUUGAAAACAUGCGUCUGACCUUAAAGAGUGUGGACGCAUUGCUAGCGGCUAUUUCCUUUCUCAUUACAAUUCCAGCAUUCAUUAUUUCACAGAAAGAUCCGGACGAGACGGAAAAGGAAAAAGAGUUAGAUGUUGAGGUUGUAGAAUCAGGAAAAGAAACGCCUCAGACAAUAGCCAUGUUUUCAAUGAAAGAAAAAUAAAACCAUGCAGUCUGUAUUUUCAUUUUACGUACAAUGACUUUUUGUAAUUAAGUGCUCGAAAGUUCAUUUAAAUUUUAAAUAUUUGAAGAAUUAUAAAUAAACAUAAUAUACCUUGC